Molecule: messenger RNA, 2640 nt
Organism: Malania oleifera
Lineage: Eukaryota; Viridiplantae; Streptophyta; Magnoliopsida; Santalales; Ximeniaceae
Exons: 1
Coding region: 417-2387 (656 amino acids)
Biological process (GO): cell surface receptor signaling pathway
Molecular function (GO): protein binding
Source: RefSeq, a predicted model, not a curated record
AAUAUUGAUUAUUGAAAGCAGCGAAAGCUUGUAAAGGAGGAGGAGAGGGGAGAAAAACGCGUUUGACCAUGUAAGGCAGCAAAAAGAAUCAAUAACCUACCCUCUCUCCCUCUCCCUUCUUCUUCUUCUUCUUCUUCUUCUUCUUCGUCUACCUACCUGUCAACCGUGUGAAAUUGAAAUCUGAUCCCUAUCCCCAUAAUCGCCAACGAUAUCGUAUUUUUUUUUUUUUUUGGGGGGUUUAAUCACCACAAACCCAAUUCCCCCUGACCCAAUUCGAAUUUCGGAUCGCUGUCUUUGUGAAUAUUGAUCUGAUCAUUCAUCUUCCGAUCAAGAAGAGAAGAGGGGUUUGAUUGGUUUGUUGGUUGGUUGGCUGGAGUUUGGAUUGGGUUUUUGUGUUGGUUCCGCUGGUGACAGCCAUGGCGGACUUAGUGAAGGAUCUCGCGAAACCAAUCCAGCUGGCGGACCAGGUGACGAAGGCCGCCGACGAGGCCUCCUCCUUCAAGCAGGAAUGCGGGGAACUCAAAUCCAAGACGGAGAAGCUCGCCGCCCUCCUCCGGCAGGCGGCGCGCGCCAGCUCCGACCUCUACGAGCGACCGACCCGUCGCAUCGUCGACGACACCGAGCAGGUCCUCGACAAGGCCCUCACCCUCGUCCUCAAGUGCCGGGCCAACGGCCUCAUGAAGCGCGUCUUCACCAUCAUCCCCGCUGCCGCCUUCCGCAAGAUGUCAUCCCAGCUUGAGAACUCCAUCGGCGACGUCUCCUGGCUCCUCCGGGUCUCCGCCCCCGCCGAAGAGCGCGACGACGAGUACCUGGGUCUCCCCCCAAUCGCAGCCAACGAGCCCAUCCUCUGCCUCAUCUGGGAACAGAUCGCCAUCCUCUGCACCGGUUCCCUCGACGACCGUUCCGAUGCCGCGGCUUCCCUCGUCUCCCUCGCCCGCGACAACGACCGCUACGGGAAGCUCAUCAUCGAGGAAGGUGGGGUAGUGCCGUUGCUGAAGCUGGUGAAGGAGGGCAAACUGGAGGGGCAGGAGAACGCCGCCCGUGCCAUUGGCUUGCUCGGCCGCGACCCGGAAAGCGUGGAACACAUGGUGCACGCCGGCGUCUGCUCUGUGUUUGCGAAAAUCCUCAAAGAAGGUCCUAUGAAAGUUCAAGCCGUGGUGGCCUGGGCGGUUUCUGAGCUCGCUGCCAAUUAUCCCAAAUGCCAGGAUCUGUUUGCCCAGAACAAUAUAAUCCGAUUGCUGGUUAGCCACCUCGCGUUCGAGACGGUUCAAGAACACAGCAAGUAUGCCAUUGCAAGCAAGGCUACCUCGAUCCAUGCUGUUCUAAUGGCCAGCAAUAAUAACAAUAACAAUAACAAUGAUAAUAAGGUGAACAAUACCAUCCCCAACAAUAAAGGUAACGACGAUGAUGAGAAGACCAGAAUUCCUCACCCUCUGGGGAAUGACAACCCCAACCAAAUGCACAAUGUGGUUACCACUACCAUGGCAUUGACAUCAUCCCAACCCAAGCCGUCCCAGAAUCAUAACAGCGUGAAGCAAAACUACAAUCACCAUAAUCAGCAUCAGCACCAGAACCAGCACCAGCAUGUUUCCCUUUCCGGGACUAGCAUCAAAGGGAGAGAGUUUGAAGAUCCCGGGACAAAGGCAGAAAUGAAAGCAAUGGCAGCGAGAGCCCUCUGGCUCCUUGCAAGGGAAAACUCGCCCAUUUGCAGGAGCAUCACCGAAUCGAGAGCUCUGUUGUGCUUCGCAGUCCUCAUGGAGAAAGGAGCUGAAGAAGUUCAAUUCAACUCGGCAAUGGCAUUGAUGGAGAUCACUGCAGUGGCUGAGCAAGACACUGAUCUGAGAAGAUCCGCAUUCAAGCCCAAUUCGCCAGCCUGCAAGGCCGUGGUCGACCAGCUGCUGCACAUAAUUGAAAAAGGUGAAUCUGACCUACUCAUCCCCUGCAUUAAGGCCAUUGGAAAUCUGGCGAGAACAUUUCGGGCAACUGAGACAAGGAUGAUCUGGCCUCUGGUUAUGCUUCUGGACGAGCGAGAGGCUGAGAUUUCCCGGGAGGCUUCCAUUGCCCUCACGAAGUUUGCAUGCACCGAGAAUUAUCUACACCUUGAUCACGCCAAAGCAAUAGUGGGUGCAGGAGGGGUGAAGCACCUAAUUCAGCUUGUGUAUUUUGGGGAGCAAAUGGUUCAAAUUCCUUCAUUGGUUCUCCUGUGCUACAUCGCACUGCACGUACCAGACAGUGAGGAACUUGCUCAGGCCGAGGUGCUCACCGUGCUCGAAUGGGCUUCAAAACAAGCCUCCAUGGUUCAGGAUGAAUUAGUGGAAGCAUUGUUAGUAGAGGCCAAAGGUAAGUUAGAGCUUUAUCAGUCAAGAGGUUCCAGGGGAUUCCAUUGAUGAUUCAAUCAAAGUAUGAUAUCCCCAAUUGUUGUUCGGGUGAAGCCAGAAGAAAAUUAAGUUUUUGGGGGCUUUCUGAUAUGUUAAUUCUCAUGGAGUGUAUAUACGGUUGUUAGUUGUUUUCUGUUAUUGUUGGGAGUUCCCAGUUAUUUAUAAUCAUUCUUCUUUUCAUGUUCUUCUUCCAUGGUGCAUCAAUUUGCCAAUUUUGGGGUUUUCAAAGAGACGAAGGUAUAUAAUAAUGGGCUUUAAGAAA